ACACUCUACCGUAUGUGAAAACAGCUUAUUCAUUCCCCUCGCCAAUUCUUAAUCAAUCCUAAACUGUAUUUUGUUUACUUUCUAAUUAAUUACAACAAUUUGUCGUUUUGAAUUUGUUUUGUACCACGAUGUCUUCACCAUUUACAUUAAAUUGGGCUGAUGAUAGCCAUGAUCUAGAAAAAACUAAUUCACAGUUUGAUAGUUUGACACCUGAUUAUCUUAAGCAUCCUCAUAAAACUGGUACCACAUUGAUGGCAGCCAGCUAUGAUGGUGGAAUCAUGAUUGCUGCUGAUACUAGAACUUCAACCGGAACUUAUGUCGCAGGAAGGCUUACGGAUAAAUUGACAAAACUCACGGACAAAAUUUAUUGCUGCCGCUCUGGUAGUAGUGCAGAUACUCAAGCUCUUGCGGCUAUUGUUAAGUAUCAUCUAUCAUUCUACGAAGAAGAAAUCGGAGAACCAGCUUCCGUUGGAGUAGCAGCCAAUAUUUUUAGAGAUCUUAUUUAUCAGUAUAAAUAUUCAUUAACUGCUGGUAUUAUCGUUGCUGGUUGGGAUAAGCGAGAUGGAGGCCAGAUUUACCAAAUUACUUUGGGUGGUAUGUUGAAACGUUUGCCUGUCGCAUUCGGUGGAUCGGGUAGUGUUUUUAUUAUGGGAUAUGUCGACAGUACUUUCAAGCCUAAUAUGACUCGGCAAGAAUGUCGUGAUUUUCUCGUUAAAGGUAUAACUUUGGCGAUUCACAGAGACGGGUCAAGUGGUGGCUGUGCUCGACUUGCAACCAUUAAUGAGAGUGGAGUUGAGAGAGAAGAUGUCACUUAUGAUGAGUUGCCUCCUUUGAUAUAAAUAUCUAUUGAUUAUAAAUGAUAUUUAAAGUAAAAAAACAGUUCAUCUUGAACUGAAAAAUUUAAUAAAUGCUAAACAUUUGAAAAACAAAAUUUCUAUUGUAUGAUGAAAAUUGAAUAAAAAAUUAAGUUUGAGUUGCGAGCAUUAAAAGCGUGUGCUCAAAGGAAACUUUCAGAAUGAUCAACAUAA
Messenger RNA from Tetranychus urticae (two-spotted spider mite), 1028 nucleotides. It is a transcript of the gene Prosbeta1, whose product is annotated as proteasome beta1 subunit. The record is from RefSeq and is a predicted model, not a curated record. Gene Ontology annotation, molecular function: threonine-type endopeptidase activity. Lineage: Eukaryota; Metazoa; Arthropoda; Arachnida; Trombidiformes; Tetranychidae. Gene Ontology annotation, cellular component: proteasome core complex; cytoplasm.